AUGCCAGAGGAGGCUGCACAGCAGACCAGGGUCUUCAUGUCCGCCGCUUCUAGCACCAUUUGGGGCGAUGACACUGCGGCGGUCCAAGGCGCCCUUGCGCUGUUGGCAAAUACUCUGGUGAAGUACCAGCCGGUAGCUAUCUAUGUCAGUCCUCGCGAUGUGGUGUACAUGACGAGCCAGCUUAACAGCUCCGUCGAAAUGGUGGAAUUUCAGGUGGAUGACCUAUGGAUGCGUGACACCAGUUGUAUUUUUUCAUACAGCGGAUGUGACAACUACAGCGAUUGCGUGGCAGUAUAUGGGCAAGCAGUGAGCCACACCUGGCCGUCCGCUCCUUUGUCUUGCGUGGAUUUCAACUUCAACGGCUGGGGAAACAAGCAAAACCCCCAUUCCAACGAUGCCAAGGUGGCCGCACAUGUCGCGGCUUGGAGUGGGGCCAGCUAUGUGAGAUCCGCCUUGGUGAUGGAAGGAGGGUCAGUGGAAGUGGACGGCGAAGGAACGGCGAUCCUCACUCGCAGCUCCGUCAUCAACACUAACCGCAACCCUGGCUGGUCCGAAGCUGAUGUGGAAAGCGAGCUCUAUGACACCUUGGGCGUGGAGAAGGUGAUUUGGACAGAUGGGAUCAUUGGAAAGGACAUCACUGACGCGCACAUCGACUUCUACGCCCGGUUCACCUCACCAGGUGUGGUGGUGGCGGCUCGAGAGAACGACAGCAGCAUCUACGACUACCAGGUGACUCGCCAGGUGAUCGCUGACCUGCAGGCCGCCACAGAUGCCCGAGGUCGAAGUCUCACAGUCCACAUUCUGGACAACCCAUCGAACAUCCGACCUGCCUGGAGUUCGGGCGCGGCAGCAGCAGGUUUCGCCGCCAGCUACAUCAAUUACUAUGUGGGCAAUGGCGUGGUUGUGGCGCAGAAUUUCGGAGAUGCUGUCACAGAUGCAGCUGCAGUGAGCAAGCUGCAAGAACUUUACCCUGGUCGUGCCGUGGAAAGUCUCGACGUGGAUGUCAUUGCUUAUGGAGGCGGUGGCAUUCAUUGCUCCACACAGCAGCAGCCACUUGGCGUCGUCUCAACCACCACAACCUCCACGACAUCAUUCAACAGUGCGUUCACCAGUGGCCAGCCCAGUCGCUGUGCGAUAUCUUGGUUCACUACACUGGCUUUCUGGUUGAGCUUGUGA
Messenger RNA from Effrenium voratum, 1176 nucleotides. The record is from the annotation of a GenBank genome assembly. Lineage: Eukaryota; Dinophyceae; Suessiales; Symbiodiniaceae.